Molecule: messenger RNA, 1518 nt
Organism: Diaporthe citri
Lineage: Eukaryota; Fungi; Ascomycota; Sordariomycetes; Diaporthales; Diaporthaceae
Exons: 6
Coding region: 1-1518 (505 amino acids)
Biological process (GO): transmembrane transport
Molecular function (GO): transmembrane transporter activity
Source: RefSeq, a predicted model, not a curated record
AUGUCGGCACAUGACACUGGAGGGGAUCGGGCACCUGGAGAUGUUCUCUUGGUUCAUCAUAACGAGAAUGAAUCCGACACGUUCGUCCGCUUCCCUAUUCCUUCCAGUGACCCCAACGACCCACUGAACUGGAGUAUCUGGCGCAAGGUUCUGAAUUUUGCGCUCGUAUUAGCGCAGACAGUGGCGGUGUUUACAGCCUUGUCCGUGCAGACCCGUUUCUGGCAGCAGAUGUCUCCCGAGAUGGGCCUGAGCUUCGAACGGCUCAACAAUGCCCAGUCGGCCAACUUUGGCCGGACUGGCCAUGGGCUGUGUGUUCUUCAUCCCAAUCACGAAGAAGUAUGGACGUCGCUCAACAUAUGUGUUGUCAACUGCGGCUAUGGCCGCUGUGAGUUGGUGAUCGCAGACGUUUUCUUUGUGCACCAACGAGGCACGGCUAAUGCUUUCUACAUCACUGGUGUCAUGGUAGGCAGCUUCUUGACUCCCAUGGCGGCAGGUAUUCAGGCGAAAUACACCGGUUGGCGAAGGUCAUAUCUUGCCCUCUCCAUAUCUCUUACGCUCCUGUUCGUUGUCUUUCUGUUCGCAUACGAAGAGACGAAGUAUGUCCCGGUUUUGCAAGGCGUCUCCGGAGACCGUCCUUCGGAUGCAAGCCACAAGGACUUUGAGGACGAGAAGGACAAGGCCAAGGAAGAUUUAGAUACUGCCCUCCACCAGACAAGGAGCGACGCCAGGAUUCCCGAGUCUAUCCCACCAGCCACCUACCGCCAACGCCUCCGCUGGGUCACAUACUCGUCCGAGUCGCUCUGGAAGAUCGCAUACUUCCCAGCCUACAUCAUCCCGCUCCCCCACGUCCUCUACAGCGCCAUUCAGUACGCCGCGGGCAUCGCCUGGCUCGUGAUCAUGGCCUCCACCAUCCCCAUCGUCUUCACCCAGCCGCCGUACAACUUCAACACGGACGGCAUCGGCCUGAUGAACCUUGGCCCCUUCGUCGGCAACCUGCUCGGCAGCUUCUACUCGGGCCUGCUGAGCGACCGCUCCGUGCGCUGGCUCGCGCGGCGCAACGGGGGGUACUACGAGCCCGAGAUGCGGCUGUACCUGCUACUCCCGCCUGCGCUUUUCAUGGCUGGGGGUAUAAUCAUGUUUGGGACGACUGCAGACCGCGGCAUGCACUGGAUCUUCCCUUCGAUAGGCGGCGGCCUCUUCGCCUUCGGGCUCGGCGCCAUCGGCGACGCUGCCCUGACCCUGGUCAUCGACGCGUACCGACCGCUGACGGCGGAGGCGUUCGUCGGCAUCGCCUUCGUGCGCAACGCCGUCAGCAUUCCGAUCCCCUUUGCCAUCAACCCGUGGCUGCAGCACAGCGGCCUGUCGAACAUGUUCAUCACCGCCGGACUCAUCUCGUUCGCUAUCAGCAUGUUUUUCGUGCCGCUGAUCAUCUGGGGCAAGAAGAUCAGGAAGGCGGUGGCGCCUCGGUAUUAUGAGUUGUUGGAGAAGCAGGGUGGUUUGAUGGCCGCGCAAGGGUAG